Molecule: messenger RNA, 3336 nt
Organism: Pan troglodytes (chimpanzee)
Lineage: Eukaryota; Metazoa; Chordata; Mammalia; Primates; Hominidae
Gene: ZNF418
Product: zinc finger protein 418
Exons: 6
Coding region: 325-2271 (648 amino acids)
Biological process (GO): regulation of cytokine production; regulation of immune system process; negative regulation of transcription by RNA polymerase II
Cellular component (GO): nucleus; nucleoplasm
Molecular function (GO): DNA-binding transcription repressor activity, RNA polymerase II-specific; DNA-binding transcription activator activity, RNA polymerase II-specific; RNA polymerase II cis-regulatory region sequence-specific DNA binding
Source: RefSeq, a predicted model, not a curated record
GGCGGGAUUCUCAGCGUUCUCUGGUAGCGACCAUUUUGGUUAAUGUUGGGUGUGUUUCUGCGGUUUGUGAGGUGAGAGGCGCAGGAGCUAUGGGUCCGAACCGCGGUGUCUGAACCCAGAAGGUGAAGAGUCCUUCUUGCUGCACAGAGGCAGAUCUUAGGCCCCGUAACGGCGCCCGCCGCUCCCGGCAGUGCUUUCCCCGCGUACUCGGAUGGCGCCGGCCGCGCUGAGGCUCCCGGCUCAGGCAUCAUCUGGCUGCAAAGAAAAGAACACACUGUGUUUGAGGGAGGAGGAAGGAGGAUCAGAGUUUAAACUCCUGCCAUAAUGCAGGGCACUGUGGCAUUUGAAGAUGUGGCUGUGAACUUUUCCCAGGAGGAAUGGAGUCUCCUUAGUGAGGUUCAGAGAUGCCUUUACCAUGAUGUGAUGCUGGAGAACUGGGUACUUAUAUCCUCCCUGGGUUGUUGGUGUGGAUCAGAAGAUGAGGAGGCACCUUCUAAGAAGAGCAUUUCUAUACAAAGAGUGUCUCAGGUCAGCACUCCUGGGGCAGGUGUGUCUCCCAAGAAGGCCCACUCUUGUGAAAUGUGUGGCGCAAUCUUGGGAGACAUUUUGCACUUGGCAGAUCAUCCGGGGACACAUCACAAGCAGAAACUGCACAGGUGUGAGGCAUGGGGGAAUAAAUUGUAUGAUAGUUCAAACCGUCCGCACCAGAAUCAGUACCUUGGAGAGAAACACUAUAGAAGCAGUGUUGAGGAAGCAUUGUUUGUGAAGAGGUGUAAGUUCCAUGUGUCAGAGGAGUCAUCUAUCUUCAUUCAGAGUGGAAAGGACUUUUUGCCCAGCUCAGGAUUACUGCUGCAGGAGGCCACUCACACUGGGGAGAAGUCAAACAGCAAACCUGAGUGUGAGUCUCCCUUUCAGCGGGGAGAUACUCAUUACAGCUGUGGAGAAUGCAUGAAACAUUCUAGCACCAAACACGUAUUUGUUCAACAGCAGAGACUUCCCUCUAGAGAGGAAUGUUAUUGCUGGGAAUGUGGGAAAUCCUUUAGCAAAUAUGAUAGUGUCAGUAAUCAUCAGAGAGUUCACACUGGGAAAAGACCUUAUGAAUGUGGAGAAUGUGGGAAAUCUUUUAGUCAUAAGGGCAGCCUUGUUCAGCAUCAGCGAGUUCAUACUGGAGAAAGACCUUAUGAGUGUGGAGAAUGUGGGAAAUCUUUUAGUCAAAAUGGUACUCUCAUUAAACAUCAACGAGUUCACACUGGAGAAAGACCUUAUGAGUGUGAAGAAUGUGGGAAAUGUUUUACUCAGAAGGGCAAUCUCAUUCAACAUCAACGAGGUCACACUAGUGAAAGACCUUAUGAGUGUGAAGAAUGUGGAAAAUGUUUUAGUCAAAAGGGCACCCUCACUGAACAUCAUCGAGUUCACACUAGAGAAAGACCUUAUGAGUGUGGAGAAUGUGGGAAAUCUUUUAGUCGAAAGGGACACCUUAGGAACCAUCAGCGAGGUCACACUGGAGAAAGACCUUACGAGUGUGGAGAAUGUGGGAAAUCUUUUAGUCGAAAGGGCAACCUCAUUCAGCAUCAGCGAAGCCACACUGGAGAAAGGCCUUAUGAGUGUAGGGAGUGUAGGAAAUUAUUUAGGGGCAAGUCCCACCUCAUUGAACACCAGAGAGUUCACACUGGAGAAAGGCCAUAUGAAUGUAAUAAAUGUGGGAAAUCAUUUCAAGACAGCUCUGGGUUUCGUGUUCAUCAGAGAGUUCACACUGGAGAAAAACCGUUUGAGUGCAGUGAAUGUGGGAAGUCAUUUCCUCAAAGCUGUUCCCUCCUUCGACAUCGGAGAGUUCAUACUGGAGAAAGGCCUUAUGAAUGUGGAGAAUGUGGAAAGUCAUUUCAUCAGAGCUCUUCCCUCCUUCGACAUCAGAAAACUCACACUGCAGAAAGACCUUAUGAGUGCAGAGAAUGUGGGAAAUUCUUCUCCAGUCUCCUUGAACACAGGAGAGUUCACACUGGAGAAAGGCCUUAUGAAUGCAGGGAAUGUGGAAAAACAUUUACUCGAAGGUCUGCGCAUUUUAAACAUCAGAGACUUCAUACUCGAGGAAAGCCUUACGAGUGCAGCGAAUGUGGGAAAUCCUUUGCUGAAACCUUCAGUCUUACUGAACACAGGAGAGUUCACACUGGAGAAAGGCCUUAUGAGUGCAGUGAAUGUGGAAAAUCAUUUCAUCGAAGCUCUUCUCUCCUUCGACAUCAGAGAGUUCACACAGAAAGAAGUCCUUACAAGUGAAAAGAAAUUUGGGAAAUUCUUUAGCUAAACCUCUGUGCAUCUUCUUGAUCAGAGGGUUCUUACUGGCUCAGGACCUUAUGAGUGUGACAAACGUGGGAUAUUCUUUAUGCAGAAGUCUUGUUUUAUUACAUACAGAAGAGCUCCCACUGCAGAAGGGCCUCUUGAGUGCGAUGAAUGUGAGAAAGCCUUCUGCCUUCUGUCAUUGGGUAACAGAUUGUUCUCAUAAGGAAAACACUGUACACAUACAUGAAAUAUUAUUUCUUGUAAAACAUAACACUGGAGGAGAUUUCUUAUGACGGAGCCAUCUGCCUAAAUUGACAUAACUUCAGCAUCUGCAUAAACUCAAUUAUGUUGGAGCUGUGUGGCAUUUUUCACCCUGCCGGGUUCCCUUGCCAGACAUGACUGUCAGUUAUCUGGCAAAAGCCAUUUUAUGUCAGCCACGAGGCAGGUGUUCACUGUGCAUCAUUCAUGCACCCCAUGAUGUUCUGGAAGUAAACCUUGGUUGUCUUUCGUUGGCCAGAGGAAUUGGGAUCUCAAGGGCAUUUCCCUUUGCCCACCUCACCUUUUCAUAUUUGGUAAACUGUAUGCAUUUGCCUCCAGCCCAAGGUUAUAAAUAUGAACUGAUUAUGAUCUGCAUGUUCUCUCUUUGGGUUCAAGCAUUUCCUUACAGAAGAGCCACCGUGGAAGUCAUGGGGACUCAUGCCUUUAAUUCCAGUGUUUUGGGAGACUAAGGCAAGAACAUCCUUGAGGCCAGGAGUUCGACACUGUAUAACAGAUAUAUCUGACAGCAGUAACUCAAGCACACCCUAAGAAUGACCCUGUGGUCUAAGAAGAGUGUUGGUUCAGCGUUCCAAACGAAGAAAUCCAGGAGUGGCCAACCUGGAGGUUUCUGAACCCCUGGCCUGUUCCUUGGAAUGAGGCCCUUUGUUUUGAGCUAGGCGGAGGGUGAUAAGUGAAAAUACUAUAUAAACUGCAUGCUUCUUUCAAAUGAUAGUGGUUUUCUUGUCCAGCCUGCCGCUCCUGGACUGCCCUGUAUCUAAGUCCUCAAUAAACCCUAUGUCUCAU